AUGCGCGCGCCAUCAGCUGUGCCAGCCGUACCUCCCUUCGCUGCGUCACUCUGUGCCUCUCCGCCUGCUUUCUCCCCUGCUGCCCCGCCCCCCAUCCCCAUGCGCGCGCCAUCAGCUUUGCCAGGUGUGCGUGCGGGUGGGCAGGCAGAGCGAGGAGCAGCGGUGGUCGGCGUGGGAGGAGGCGCACGAGCGGGAACAGCACUCCCUCUGCACGCCACAGCAGCCAUGCCUCUGCACGGCUGCUUCCUUCCUCAACUUAGCGCCACAGCAGGGAAUCUUCCCCUCAAGGUGGCGUGCAGCAGCCAGGCUCAAGGUGCCGCUGCUGCAGGGCUGCUUGCUCUCAGGGUAGGGUUGCAGCAGCCAUGCGUCAGCAAGGCAGCUGUGAGUGAAGCGAGGUGGUGUGCGCGCACAUGCAGGGGUUUCUUCCGCAAUGCAUGCCGCAACCAUCCCCACUGCCAGCAAUACCCUAGCUGGCUGUGCAGGAUGUGUGUUGUCGCCACUGCCAGCAGUGCCACCACUGCCACCACUGCCCCAACCGCCCUACUGCAUUGUCACCUCACAUGCUGCCAUGCCGUUCCCCAUCCACCAUGCCUUUUCAUUUCCUCCCCAUCCACCAUGCCUUUUCAUUUCCUCCCCAUCCACCAUGCCACCAUGCCAUGCUGUGCCCUGUCUCCUAUCCACUAUCUCCCCUCCCACCCUUCCAAAUCCCUCCCCAGCCGCCACUUCCCUCCAUGCAACCCGCUCCUAGCCAUGCUACACGCAACUCCUCCUCAUUGGUUACAAUGCUGGCCUUCCUCUCUUUCCCCACCACCCUCCCCAUCCCUCCCCAGCCCGCGCCUUUUCCACCUCUCCCCUCAGGCAGGCCGGAUCCUACCCCAAGCCGGACAUGUCACCCCGUUCCCCCGCAACAUGGGAACGCCGCCCCACCCCCCGCUCGUUACACGCACCGCUGACGCUGAGCUGGCACGUGCUGACGUGGCAACUGCUGAUGUGGCACGGGUGUGGUUGGAAGGCGUGUUUGCAGACUUAAAGGAUGAGCCAGUUUGGUCUGCAUCCAUUGCCCGGCAUCCUCCCUCGCCUGCUCUUCCCCUGCGUUCCCCCCUUCCCUCGUCCCUUGCUCACCCGCUCCUUCUCCUUCUGACAUCUUCCCCUCUGCUUCAUUGCCACUCGCUGUACCAACACCAGCACAACCCCUUGCAUCGCUCUCACUCAAUCCCAUCACAACUCCCCUGCCUCCCCUUUCCCCGCCCCCAACUCCCCUCCUCCACUGUCCUUUCUUUCAUUGUACCCCUGCGCCUGCUCCCAUUCUCCUGCGGUCUCAAUGCCAUGCCGCCUGCUACCACUGGUGCCACCCUCGGCACAGCUCCGGGCUGCUGGGUGGGGGGAAGAAGCGGGAGGGCGUGGUGGGGUGCAGAUAGUAAGGGUGUUGAUAAGGAGGAGUGA
Molecule: messenger RNA, 1443 nt
Organism: Closterium sp. Naga37s-1
Lineage: Eukaryota; Viridiplantae; Streptophyta; Zygnematophyceae; Desmidiales; Closteriaceae
Source: the annotation of a GenBank genome assembly